Diuraphis noxia (Russian wheat aphid) is the source of this 4872-nucleotide messenger RNA. RefSeq names its product Calmodulin-binding transcription activator (gene Camta). The record is from RefSeq and is a predicted model, not a curated record. Gene Ontology annotation, cellular component: nucleus. Gene Ontology annotation, biological process: regulation of transcription by RNA polymerase II. Lineage: Eukaryota; Metazoa; Arthropoda; Insecta; Hemiptera; Aphididae. Gene Ontology annotation, molecular function: double-stranded DNA binding; protein binding; transcription coregulator activity.
UAGCAGCAAUUUUAAUCAAUUUUGAAAGACAUAGCGAAUGGCAGUCAAAAGAAGUAAAAAUWAGGCCCAAAAGUGGUUCAAUGUUAUUGUACAGCAGGAAAAAAGUGCGGUACAGACGGGAUGGAUAUUGUUGGAAAAAAAGAAAAGACGGCAAGACUACUCGUGAAGACCACAUGAAGUUGAAAGUUCAAGGAACUGAGUGCAUUUACGGGUGCUAUGUACAUUCAGCGAUACUUCCGACAUUUCACAGAAGGUGUUACUGGUUGUUGCAAAAUCCUGAUAUGGUGUUGGUGCAUUAUUUGAAUGUACCGUAUCCGGAUGACAACAAAUUAUCGGUUAUUUCGCCAAGCCUUGCACUGUGGGCUGAUCGUAAAGAGUGGACGAAAGACGAAUUACUAUCUCAGUUAAAACCCAUGUUUUACGAAGAAGACCCUGACCUUAACAACGAAAUGGAAGUAUCGACGGCCGAGUGUGUAGCGGCUAUGGUUACACAACUGAUGGAGUGGCAGAAGAACGCCAGAGCGACAUUACUUAGCCGAACGCUGGAAUGUGGAUGUCCGGACUCCACGUGCGCGGACGGACAAUCGUGCUCGCGCCCGAUCAGACGGAUUUCGCCGUCAGACAGUAAUCAGGUGUCAUCGACGACUGGGAAUCGAUCGCGCCCCGGUACAAUAUUACUCUCCAACAACCACAUUAAUUCGUCCAGGACCACGAUGAACACAUUAAUGAUCGCUAAUCACGUCAGUCAUAAGGCACAAAGUGGGCAAACCUCCUUGAACMCGACAAUAAACAACAACUUGUUGUCAAAUCCCMCWAGGGAUUUUCUCAAUCAACCACAACAACAGCAAUCGCAACCACAACAACAACAAAUAAUUCUCAAGCACGAUUGUAGAGAUAACAACCAAAUAUUAAACGAUAGACAACCACCAAUCAACGUAACGGACAAUAAUCACAUUCCCACUACAAUGAUAUCAUAUAAACCACAAGGUUCAGACGAAGUGAUCCACGUGUAUAACGAAAAACAAACAUAUCACACUUCUCAAAAUCAAGACGAGCAUACUGCACAUUUAUUCCACGGACAAGAUCAUCUAAAAGAACAGUCAGACCACGUGAAAUCGGAAUUCUAUGAUGUCACGUUAACUUUGUCUCACGACGAUAUACAACAGACACUUUCAGCCAAUAUGCCUGUAUCGUGCACCAGUGCUGAUCAAUUACUAAGAUUGGAUGACGAUCAUAGUAAUAAGAAUCUARACGGUACUGGAGACGAUGUAUUUGUAAGUCUUGAUGCAUUUGAUAUGCUUACUGACUUCCAAGAACUUGAUAUCCUGGAACAAGCAACGCAACAUGCUUCAAAUCUGGUUACGGAAAUAGGAGCAAAUKCCGAGGAUAUGCAGCCACAUGGUCAAACACAAUUAGACAUGGAUGUAUUACAAAUAACUGAUUACUGUCCUGAGUGGGCGUUUCCCGAGGGAGGUGUUAAGGUACUUAUCACGGGUCCUUGGUUUUCUUCCUCGUCGUACACUGUUAUGUUUGAUACGAUUACAGUUCCGAGCACUUUGAUUCAAGGAGGUGUUUUACGAUGUUACUGUCCAGCUCAUGAUAUAGGCACUGUUACAUUACAAGUAGUCAUUGAUGGCAGGCCAGUAUCAACCACCGCGAUAUUUGAAUACCGUCAACACGAAUUCCCACUAACCAUUUCCUCGUUAGCAAUGUCAAAUACACCGUCUCUACUCAAGUUUCAUUUACUACAAAAACUUGACUCCGUUGAAGAUUACUUACAGCAUCCGAACAAUCAACAAACAAACCAAUCAUUAAAGGAUAGUAUCGUUAUGUUUAGCAAGCCUAACUUUGAAGACCAGCUUGUAAAUUACUGUGAAAAAAUGAAACAGCUUAAAUGGAAAUCUGAAUCUGAAUGCAAUGUCAAGCAAUUAGAAACCGAAACCACAAUUUUACAUAUGGCCGCWUUUUUGGGAUAUUCUAAACUUGUAUGCAUACUACUUCAAUGGAAAUUAGAAAACGUAUCACUGUUUCUAGAAAUGGAAGUCAAUGUGUCAAAACAAGAUCGUGAAGGAUAUACGCCGCUGAUGUGGGCUUGUAAAAAAGGACACAAAGAUACAGCAGUUUUACUGUGUCAGUGGUAUCAAACUGUUCAAGGUUCGAAUAACAAUUUUAAUCAAGAUUUUUCUCAGCCUGAUAUAUUGGAAUCCGUUCAUCAGUAUUUCAACGACUUCAAUGAAAACCAGUAUUACACCAAUGACAAUUUAAGUAACGAUGUAUUUUUAAGGCCCGAUGGAAUCAAUAGUGACAUCAAGAAAGAAAUUAAUCAAACUACUGUCCAUCUAAAUAAUCCAACAAUACCACCUAAUAAAUCUGUUACCAUAUUAUAUUCAAAAGAUGAAACCAAAUUAGAUAAAAACGAAAUAAAACCACAAGAAACUCAAGGUUCCAAAAGAUCAUUACCUAAUAGUUUUUUUCAAACUGAUGACUAUUAYGAUCAAUUUUGCAAACCAUCACUCUUUUUCCCAUCUAUUCAAAAGUUCCAAAAGAGUUUGUUUCUUCCACUACAAUCUCCUACAUCAGAUAGCGGAAAUUCUUCUGAAAAAUCACCAGUAUUAACAAAGUCUGAUUUUAUAAUUUGCAUGGUAACUGCGCUGGCCGAGGGACCGGCGGACAGAGCCGUGGGUAGUGAGAACGAUGGCAAUGGUAACAUGCGAUCCCACGAACGUCAGAACGAUGAACGAAUCGAAGACGCUGUUCAAACGCCCAAAGAUCCCGCUGAACAUGCAAUCAUAACUGAUAUAAACCUAUCGCAAGAUAUCAAAGUCCAAGUUGUUAAACAUUUGAAUGGACUCAAGGUGGCUUUUAAUAAAUACUUCCCAAAAUGUGAAAAAGGAGACCACUGGAUAGCAUUCCCUUUCAGUAAAAAAUAUUUCGAAUCUGCAGUUUUAUCAGUACGAGAAAAAGAAAAACUUAUUGAACUGAAGACGAAUUCUUCACUUGAGCCUGUAGGUCCACCUCCGUUAGUGGCGUUACUCCAGCUUUCUUGCCAUUCAAUCCAGACGUCUUUUUCGCUCUGCGUUCUGUCCUUCCUGUCGUAUUUGUUUGCUCGGUAUUUAGCCAGGGCCUUUAGAGGCGUCAGUGAAGACACAACCGCAAUGGCCUCAUGRGAUACUGUUCUAUWGCUACAUACUGUUCCAAUGGACAUUCUCCGGUACACUGUUUCUAACUUCUUCCAUGCCAUAGUCGUCAUUAUCUCUGCCCAGCAAGGUGCCCCGURUAGGAGCUUCGAAGUCACUACACACGAUAGAAGCUUUCUUCUUUUCUGUCCAACUCCACCUAUAUUAGGUAGAAUGUAUCCUAGCUGUCUUGUUAUAACCGCGGUCUUCUUUGCUGUUUGUUCUGCAUGUUCUUUGAAUGUGAGCUUUGGGUCAAACGUUAAGCCCAGGUAUUUGAUCUUAUUGCUCGAGCUCACCGUCGUGUUACCGCAMUUAACAUUUAUGUUUUUCUGCGUAUAUCGUGCAGUAAAUAUAUUGCCUCUGUCUUGUGUUCUGCCAAUGCAAAAAGAUCGUGAAAUAGAAACACCCACGUCCAGCACCAGUUUGACCUUGAGUCCAGUAUCAAGCGCAUCACAAUGUUCGCCAGCAUCACCGCCGCCGACUGCUGCAGAUCUAUGUGAAUUCCUCCAUGCUUCAUCAAACAAUCAAUACUUUGAAAAGAAUUUUUCAAACCUUACACUGUCUGAUUACGAACAACGAGAAUUAUAUGAGGCGGCCAAAACUAUUCAAAAAGCGUACAGAACGUACAAAAAAAAAGAAGAAGAUAAAGAAAUUUCAGCUGCUUCAGUUAUUCAAAAUUAUUAUCGCCGUUACAAACAGUAUGCGUACUAUAAACAGAUGACAAAAGCUGCGAUUUUAAUUCAAAAUCGGUAUCGUAUAUACAGAAGACAUAAGCGGAUUAAAAAAGAAGUUCCUCGUUACAUUAAUAACACGUUCACUGUCAUUAAAAAAAAUCAGAAUCAAAAAUGCCAAAACCAAGCAGCACGAAAAAUUCAACAAUUUAUGAGACAGUCCAAGAAUAGUACGUCUCCUCCUGCGACUAUCAACGAACGCAAUUUUGGAUCUCGUAAGCGAGAAGCUAACGGCAAUCACAAUAUGAAAUAUCCGCCGUCAAAAGUGGCCCAAUACUCGACACUCAACCAAAACUGAUGUUUGACAUUGCACCACUAUAAUUACGAUCUAAUUUAAUGUUACUGCGUUAUUGUAAAAUAUAAUUUACCGUAGAGUCUUAGACUAUAUUAUUAUCAGCUGUAGUUGUUAGUUUCUUAAUGUCAGCGUUUGAAUUGUUUAGUACUAACGUAUAAUAGUUGUGAAGAAAACGCGAGUGACGAAACUCGUCCACAUGUUAAAUCUUGUUUAGGCUGCAAACAAACACAUACCUAUUCAUUAUUAUUAAAACGUAUAUUAUGUACAGGUACCAUAAUAUUAAAUGAAGUGGAGACGGAUUUCUACUUUACGCGUGGGAUGUAAACGAAAAAUGUUCAAGUAACAUGAUAAAAAAUUAUAAUUACAUGGUAACGUGGUUAACCGUGUGGUAACCUAACCCAACCAACCAAUCAAAGCAAAGGAUUUAAGCGAACAUAUUGUACAGUGGAAACCCACCUUUAUUUAAAAUGUGUAUUAUUGUCAAAUGCGUCCACGGUCGUUCAUAUUGAAACUAGUGUGGUUCGACCCCCGUAUACGCGUACCUUGGUAUAUAGGUAAUAUUAUUAUACCACACUCGUAUUGAUUGGUCCUUAUAUAAUACUAUAUGCACAUAAUAUUAUUCUAUUUACUCGUACGUACACCACCUUAUUCGAUGUACUUUACUUUAACG